UCUCACAUGCGCAUGCUUAUGCAUAUGUACAUUUUCUUCUUGUUUACUUAGUUGCAGAAGACACGCCCAACGAGGAGCAAUCGACGGUCAAGGAUCAACAGUCGACUACGACCACAACCACAACCACAGGAAGGCCAUAUGCUACACGACAAAUACGAGCAAAAAAGUGUUUAUUAUCAACAUGCAAAAACAGAACACGAGCCGAUUCAUAUUGCAGCGAUGUUUGUGCCGCACAAGAUUCUAUGAGAAAGCCUGGAGACAGUGAUUAUGUGCCGACCAAGUCUCCAUCUCCUCCCAAUGAACGACGCUCGCGCACCACAUCAACGACCUCCUCCUCCUCCUCAUCAUCAUCAUCUUCCUCGACUUCAACGGAUAACAAAAAGGCUAUUAUCAAACAACAACCAAAAUCAUCACCACCACCAUCGUCCAAACAAUCACAGAAACAACAAGGAACAUCUGCUGUUGCUCCUGAAGAUGAUCCGAUUCGUAAAAAUGUAGUUAAAAAUAUGUCUACGAUCCUCAAGACUAUUAUUGAAAGUGCAUCAGAUAAAGAUCCAGGUCUCUUUGCUGCUUCUGAACACGUUACUUCCAGUGCCUCUUCUCCUUCUUCUGCUGCCACUACUGGUACAACAACUACUGCUGGUGGUCAUGAUGGUGCUGAGCAACAACAACAACAACAACAAGAAGAGCCGUCACCUCAAGUCAUGGCCGAUCAACUGGCUAACGCGAUUGAACAAGUCAUGUUCAAGGAACUCAAAGAUCCCGCAACAAAACGCGCCGGCGUCCAAUACAAGAACAAGUUUCGGUCAUUGCUUUACAAUCUCAAAGACAAAGCCAACAAAGUGUUUCAGCUCCGUGUCGUGACCGGCGAACUGACGCCCAUUGAACUCAUCAAAAUGUCAUCGGAAGACAUGGCGAAUCCCGAACUCAGAUCCAAGUCUCUGUCCAUGCGACAAGAGAGUAUCAAGAACUCCAUCAUGAAACGCGCAAAUGUGCCUAUUAUCAAAAAGACGCACAAGGGUGACAUUGUCAUGAUUGGCACGCCUGACAAGGAGGAAAGUAACCAGCAACAGCAGCACCGCCACCAUUAUCACCAUGGACAAGAAGGCCCGCGUUGGAUCAAUACUGCAAGCGCAUCAUCAAGUGUUGAUGCAUUGGGCGGAGGUGAUGACUCCGAGAGCCGCAAGUCGAGCUUCAGCGAAACACCCACCACCCCUGUUGCCGUCAGCCGUGACCAGCGCGAGGAUGAUCAACGAUUUGAAGAUAUCUUGUCGAAAAUUGGCAUUGGUAGCCGAGACGAUAGUGGCGAUAAUGCAGGAGGCAGCAGUAAGCGCGGCACGAGCAAUAGCCCCUUGGAUGGCGCCGAUCGACCCAAGAAGCGCAAGGUGGAAAUUGAUAUGGAAAAGUUGCUAGGCGACGAGGAUGACUACCAACCCGAGUUUGGUGAUGAUGACAUGGAAGCAAAAACCACUACGCCUCCGAAUCCGCCACCAGCAUCGCCACCUGCUGUGCCAAGUGGACCACCCAAGCCGCCGACCAUCUGGCAAGGCCGAGUCAAUAUGCCACAAGUCUCUGAAUUUGAAGCAAGUGCACGACAAGUGGGAGGCCGGACUUUGGGCGAAGCCGAAUGGGCUGAAGUGCUCUCACCGACCAUGUGGAUCGAAGGGCGGAUACCUGUCGAUCGCGUUACGCAGUAUGUGACCCAAACACAAUACGCCACCAGCCGUGAGAUUGUCUUGCUGGAAAUUGAGGCAACAACAACAACAGGCGACAACUACAAGAACGCACAGACGCUCAUCAAAUAUUUUGACUCUCGCAAACGGUUCGGUGUUGUUGGACACAACAAGACCAAGGUCAAGGACUUUUAUUUGAUUCCGUUAUACAAGACCCAGCAGUUGCCUGAUUGUUUGUAUGUGGUGCGCGUCGAAGAAACGCAGCGUGAUGCUGACAUGUUCCUUGGCGUAUUGGUUAUUCAGAAGCAUCAGGAACGGCCACCAGCACCACCACCAGUAGUGCCGGCACCUGCAUUAGUACCCGCAGCAGUACCCGCAGUUCCCUCACCAUUGCCACGACCGCCGAUAGUGUCGCAGCAUCAUCAACAACAACAACCAGCUCAGCAACAUCAGUAUCAUUAUCAGCAGCCACAACAACAACAACAUUAUCAAGUGCCAACGUAUUCAUUCGCGUCACAACAGCAGCAGCGACAACAACAACAACAAUAGCGACAUCGAAUGCCCCAGUAUCGAUCCACCAUGUACUAUCAACCCCCUGCUCCAUGAGGAAACAAAGAAAAGACAGUGUCUUCUUUUUUAUCAAAGAAUCUAUCAGGUCAAUGCUA
This is a messenger RNA of Zychaea mexicana, 2338 nucleotides long. Its product is annotated as transcription factor S-II, central domain-containing protein. Gene Ontology annotation, biological process: DNA-templated transcription. The coding region runs from base 243 to 2222 and encodes 659 amino acids. NCBI's taxonomy places the organism in Eukaryota, Fungi, Mucoromycota, Mucoromycetes, Mucorales, Lichtheimiaceae. Gene Ontology annotation, cellular component: nucleus. The record is from RefSeq and is a predicted model, not a curated record. The transcript has 2 exons.